AUGGACUUAGACAGCUGUUUCGAAAAGGAGCUUUCCCUCGAUUGCUUCACCUCGUUGAACUAUAGUACAGUCGUAGAGCGAACAGAAGGCAACCGGAUUGCCGAACAGCAAUGGAACGAUAUCGUCGCUCGUAUCGACUACGAAAAGCGUUUGAACGACAACGUGGAAAACGUCAUAAUUUGCUGCAUAUCCCUGUUGGGAAUUAACGGUGCUAUUUGGGCUAUUCUUACGCUGCACCAACGAAGUUACAGAGAAAGGCGCAUCUUUUUCCUUCUGAUGAACGCCGGCUGCGCCGCUGACUUGGCGUUCAACAUCAUUGCUCUGCCGUUGUACUAUUUGAGGACGGUCGGCUACAGACAUGCCAAACGCAGCCUCAUCCUCCUAGAGCUAAUUUGCAUCGGUCGACCCUUAAUAUACACCCUCUCACAGUUCAGCGAUUUCACUGUUGUGCUGCUGGCCCUUGAACGCUACCUGUCCCUGUGCCAUCUGACCUACCGGCAUUCUGUGUCGUCAAGACGCAAGACGUGUCAUUUUAUGGCGGCGUUGCUACCCGCGUUGCUGAUCAGCUGUGUUCGCUUCUAUUACAUAAAACAGUACGCGGUGAUACGGGUUGGCGAAGGGGAAACCGUGACGUAUGACCUGCAGACGGACCCGUUCGCGGAAACGUGGUACUUUAUCACUCUGUGUCUGUUCAACGAUGGUGUCGUUCCGCUGGUGAUGAUCAUCGCCACCACUUAUUUCACUGUGUCCAUUGUGCGGGUUGUGCAUCGCCGCUCAGCGGCGUUGCAGAUGUCCAUGAAGAUGGGUCUGUUUGACGGCUCCAGCAAGGCGCUCGGUCAUCCGGUCUCCGGCAUGGAGUAUACGGUCAGCAAACUGGUACAGAAGCAGGAGAAGCUUAACCGGAACCGCAACAUGAUCGCCCUGAUCCUCAUCACGUCGUUCGGAUUCUACGUCAACCAAACGAUCAACAUGGCUACGACAGGAAUUAUGGUGUGGGAAACGCUGACCGGCAAGGUGACGAUGUGCAACAGCGAAAAGAAGAUCCGUGACUGGCUGGAAGGAGCUUUGCGCAUGCUAGCCGUCGACACGGCGCUGAACAUCUUCGACAGCCUCAGCCACUCGAUGAACUUCUACGCGUACCUCGCCUUGAACCGCACUUUCCGAAACGAAUUAGUUGCCAUGCUUCUACGAGUACGCACGGUCAGAAGGUUCUGCGUUGGUCUAUACGAUUGGAACAAAUAA
Molecule: messenger RNA, 1242 nt
Organism: Soboliphyme baturini
Lineage: Eukaryota; Metazoa; Nematoda; Enoplea; Dioctophymatida; Soboliphymatidae
Source: the annotation of a GenBank genome assembly